This is a messenger RNA of Motacilla alba alba, 1062 nucleotides long. It is a transcript of the gene CFAP20DC, whose product is annotated as CFAP20 domain containing. The transcript has 8 exons. The record is from RefSeq and is a predicted model, not a curated record. The coding region runs from base 487 to 1062 and encodes 191 amino acids. NCBI's taxonomy places the organism in Eukaryota, Metazoa, Chordata, Aves, Passeriformes, Motacillidae.
GUGAGGGGCCGGCACAGGCUCCGCGACAGCCUCGGCCAUUUGUGAGUGGCUUGGUGCGGGGCCGGGGACCGCGGGCAGCGCAGCCCCCACGGGCCACCAGCACCCCGCACCCCCGGGGCGCCGCCGCCGCCGCCCCCGAGCCGGCACCGGCCCUCAGGGGCCGCCCGCGCCGCGCCGCCCGCGCCGCCAUCUUCAACGGCCCCGCCGCCCUCACACAGGACCAAUUGUUGGAAUCUGGGGCUACAUAAACACCAGAUAUUAUUGAAAUAUACAUAAGAAGCUGUCAUAGGAUGGAGAUAUUUUUGCAGAGGCCUGAGUGGCUUGGGUGAAUGGAAGGAAUAAGGGGCUCUUUGGAUACUGCAACUUUAUUGUUGAUGUAAGAAGCAUGGUGAAGCCAGUGAUCAAAGUCACUGCACACACCAAGACAUCACAAGCAUAGCUUGCAAGUGUCUUUACUGAUUGAGAAGCUAAAAUUAUUUUCUGCCUAUGAAAGCUGGAAAAAUGUUCAGAAACCAUUAUCAGGGGGGCCGGUUUGUUGAAAUAUUCAGUGCUCAAGGCAAGAACCCGGGAGCAAAAUGGAAGAUUUUUGGCAACCCAUCAGCUAUAUCAAAAGAAUACGACAAAGAACUGAAAGGCUUUGUUUUUGUACUUGAAGGAAACAGUCUAAUCAACAAAAUGAAGCUACCAAGGGAAACCAAACAAACUUUGGGACUGGUGCAGCAAUUUCUGACACUUCAGAUUUUUGUGCCAUUGGGAAAAGACUUCUCCACUGAGUUACUGAUAACUGAUUUUGACAAUAUUAAAAGAAGAUUGUAUUUGUCAACAGUCCACAAGGAGUUGUCUGUAACCCCUCUGCAUGCCAAAAUUCCUCUGUUUAUGAUCAAGCGCAAAAUAUGGUGCAAUAUGUGUAUUGACUUGGUAACGUUUACCUAUGAAAUAUUCAGAGGAGCUCUCUUCCAGUCCUUGGAUGGAAUUACUAUUUCAGCCAACUGUAAGCUAAGAAAGGUCUUCACUUUAAAAUUCAAGCCUCAAGUUACAGCUGAGGAAGAUGGUGUGUUUUAA